UCGGCUAGUCGACAGUAAACAAACGUGUCGUGCGGCAGGCGGUCGGUCAGUCCCUGUACCGUGGGUGUUUAUUGUUGAGUCGAGCGCACGCUUCAGGCUCAGCGAACCAGAGUGUUGUUUCACGCGGCCUUCGACGUGGGUCCCGUUUUCGGUCACGCUACCCUUGUGAAAGGGUCAAAUGACAGAAACGGUGUGUGUGGGUCAGAGCUUUGACCUGAUUGCGCAACCGUCCGCCGUUGUUUUGCCGCUGGUGGCGCUUGAGCUGAUGAGGGAUCAUCAUGGGAUUUUUUUUUCGGGGUGAAAGGAUUGGAAUGCCAUGUAAACCGCGAAGGGCAACAACCGAACGCGACGAAUAAGUUUGAGUGCUAGUGAGGUGGUGUGUUAAUUGAAUACAUGUGUCACCUGUUUUAGGGGUUGAGUCAGAAGAAAAUUUUCUGACCGGUUCGUGGUUGGUUUUGCAGUGACCGGAAUCUUUAGCCGACCUAGAAAUGUGUACAAAUUUGUUCGAGCUCGUAUGCUUUGAUGUGCAGGGUGUUGUUGUUGAUCGAAAAAGACACGCAACUGAAUAGAUUGAGUGGAAAAACUUUUCCUGUUGAUAAGUACACGAAGUAAUAGUGAACAAAAAAACUUUACAUUGUGCUAGUAACAGUUCCUGUAACAUAGCUUGUUAAACACGGAAAAUACGAAGUGUAACAUAUGUAAAAUGUUGUGGUUUUUUUGUUAAUAAAUUACGGACAAUUCUUUGUAUUGGUGAAGUGCUAUGAAAUAAAAGUUUCAGGAGAAUGACCAUAAGUUCUCCGCCGGUAAUCGCCGCAUGAAGAUGGAUUGCAAGUGCACAGUGCAAAACUAGGAGUAGAAGCACAGUUGCAAGUGGAUUACAUUCUACCGCCAAAAUGCCGGAGUUUGACGACACGUUCCUGUUUGAUUGUGCCAAGUUCGAGCGAAAAAAGUGGAAAUCGUACAAUAUUAGUUUGCGUCCAGGCAGUAUAGUGUUGAAAAGUGUUAGCAGUUUUAGUCCAAACGCCUCGGGCAGCAAAAAUAAUAACAAUUACAUAGAAGAUGGUGAUCUAAUUGUGGGUGCUUUGCGGCCGAUUAGCGAUUCGGUCGAUUUGAAUCCAGCAGGGGUGGUGAAGAAGCGUGACCAUCCACAGCGAAAUGUGGCGGUUAGUUACCUGUACAGUAGUGUGAAUCCUAUCCGGGAGAAGAUUUUCGGGUACAAUUUCAAAAGGCACUCGUAUACCUGCUCAUCGCCACAUUCACCGGGAAGCGGCAGUCCAGGGCUGUCAGAGGUGACGGUGCCAACCUUCUUCGGAGCAUAUUGUGAUAACGGAUCGACCACACCGACGCAGGCAGGCACCCCUCAGAACAGUGGAAGCAGCACUACCAGCAGCACUGCAGGUGGUACAGCCAACUGCACAACUCCCGGAGGUACCCCGGGGAACGCUCAGUCGGCGACACAAGGCGACACCAAGUCGGCCACUGAGAACGGGGGCAGCGAGAAAACAGUGACUCCCGGGGCGCCGGGAUCUUCUGGCCAUAAGGGCAGCAUUCGGGGCAACAAGCUGGCUCGACGGGCCCGGUCCUUCAAGGACGACUUUCUGGAAAAAAUCUCGCAGAUUCGAACGCCCAACAGUACGAUGACGAGGUCCCAUUCGCCCAAUAGUCCCCGCAGUGGCAGCGCCAGCGCUCAGCGGGGUGGUGGGGGAGGAAAAGAUGAUCUGCUAACAGCCACCGGCAAACCGGUGCAGGAUUUGGCCUACCAUGUGCGCCAGGUGAAGAAUGCUCUGACACACUUCAAGGAUGUGAUACUGAAAAACAAGCUGGAGAUGCUCCCGGGCAAUGGAACCGUAGUGCUGGAGUUGAUUGCUAACGUUCACACGGCUCUCCAAUCGUACACGUUGAAUGAGAACAGCAGCGCUCUGAUCAAUGCCACCAACCAUGUGUACAUGUCCCUGGGGAACUUGUUGAAGCUCUGUGACGAAGUGCUACUCACGGCUGACAACGAAAAUUGUCCCUCGCUCAGCAAAGAAAAUGUAAAGGAAAUUGUGGAGUUGGUAGACAAUGCCGUCAACAAUCUGGUCAACCUGGCAAACGAAAAACUCUCGGAUAAAGCUGCAGGCAGCACCGCAAACGCCAACCAUACGCACUCUUCCAACACGUUACAGCGGCCAGCAGUGGACAUCGCUAGCCAGCGAACAUCCCUGCCGGACAUUCCACUAACGCCGCGAGAGCGGGACAUUUUGGAGAAAACGUCGCUGAAAACUGUUCGCGCUUCCCACAGCACCGAAAGUAUCCUACGUGAUUCUAGUCCCCCGCCAAAACCUCCACUUCCCGAUCGCGGCCAGGAUCCACCGCCUUUGCCACCGAAGCGAAAGAGCCAACACUCGAAAAAUCACUCGUUCCACGAAACGUCUGAUUGCAACUCAGAUUCCGCCUUUCUGGGGUGCGGAGCUUUGGAUCGGAUGUCUUUACGGUCACGCUCUCCUGAAGAUAAUUCUAGUCUGUUGAGUGCCAGCGCAGGUUCGCUGGACUCAGCCCUUAAUCAUUCACGUGAGGAGGAAGAACUGCGAGCGCUUACCCAUGACAAAUCUUCACUGCUGCUAGGGCAAACAACUGGUCAUAACUCAACCGUUUGGGAUGAAGCGGAUUGCAGUGGAAUUCAACUGCUCGGUGGAGGUGGUGUCAUGCCGGCGGACAUUACAGCUCUCAACAAUCGAAACUCGAAUGAAUCGGGCUUCGAAUCUAUGCACUCACUGCGAAUAAGUCGGGAUCAUCAGAGCAGCACAGCAUUCAAAUCGGCUGCCUACACCACCAGCAGCUCACAGAUGCAUAAAUCAGAAUCGCUGAUAGAUGCUGUAAGUUCGGGGAAAUUGAUUUCCAUGCUUAGCAGUCAGCAACAGCAACACCAGCAGCAGCAACAGCAACAAAAAAUCGACACUGUUGUGACGCAAGCGAGUGGCGAUGGUGGCGAUAUAGUUUUGACUUCAACGACCACCACGGAGUUCACCAGCAGUCGUAGAAUAGAAAAGGCCAGCUUGUCGAAGAUAAUACAAUAUGGUAGUAUUGAGGCAAACGAUGAGGUGUUUGGAACUGAGCAUACCGACAAGCCACCGGCGCUACCGGUCAAAUCCCGGACACAUAGUAUCAGAAGGGAGCGUCAUCCGUCGAUGUACGACAACGUAGAUGAAACGGAACUGGAGCGAAGUUCCCAGGAUACGUUCAGCAAUUGCUCUCUCCAUCAGACCGGUUACCACAGCCGGCAGCAGAUGAUCAACAAUCUGCCCAGCAAACACAUUAGUUUGAUCGAGCCACGCCAUAUGAAUCAUUUCAGCGAGGAACCACCGCCGUUACCGCUGAAAAAGAGACACAUGUUUCAAAGUGUGGCCUAUUCAGUUAUGGCAUACAUGGAGAUGUUCGGCAGUGCAUCACAGAGCCAAUCCGAGUUCACGCGUCACUCGGUACAUACGUAUAACUUGUCACAGCACACCGGCGAACAACAGCUCCAUCAUCAUCAGCUCCACCAUCAUCAUCAUCAAACGAUGUCGAUGACAAGCGGUUCCAGCAAUCACAGUAUUACCCACAGUCAAACGAUGAACCUAUCGCCGUCGCGUGUGGCCCCGCCACCGAUAUCGCCGCCAGGUUCGCCCGGCCUAAACGUAAAACCACCGGCACUUCCCCCGAAGCGCCAGCGAAUCAACAGUAAAACACCAAGUAUCACAUCUACACCGCCGCCUAGUCCCAAAGUAUUCAGCAACGAUCUGCCAUCGUCUCCAUCACCGUCACAGUAUCACACAGGCACCAACAGCUGCUCAUCUCCUUCGCCCUCGUCUUCAUCCGUGGGCACGCUUCUACCAACGCCCCCGCCAAAGAACCACUCAAUGUUGCUAAUCUCUGCCGCUGCUAGCAGUACGCCAACUACUUAUCAACAGUCACCGGUGGCAAACAGCAGCGACCAGAAUCCGCAGACAUCAGCAGCCAUAACCAAAAUCAAGGUAUCGCCCGUAUCUGGGGACGAUCAGCUUCUAGCAUCUAACUCUAGUACUUCUCUCAACACUUCUAUCUCUCCAAAUUCUUCGCAACACUCGCAGUAUAACAGUUUCAAUAACCUUAACAACAAUCACAGCAACAACAAUAGUAGCCAUAGUAAGUUAGCUAGCAAUAACCUCGCGAGGACCGUUAGACCCUCCGAGGAAGUUGACUACCUUCACCUGAGCGACACGACGACGGCAGCGCCUAUGGUAGUAGCUGCGACAGGAGCCCACCAGCGCCACUCGCGGUCACCGUCAGGUGGUGCAAAGACGAAUCUCACAAGUCCUAGUAAUAGUAGUCCUCUAGUCAACCAGAACAACAACAACAACAACAACAAUCAGAGCAAUAACAGUAGUGCAAUAGCAGAAUCUAUCUCCGGCGGUAGCAUCAACAGCGGCCGAAAAAGCACUGACGAUGACGAGGUUGAGGUGGUACUUAGACGCAAUAACAAGAACGGGAUCGCCUUGAUCGAACAGCAACAACCUUCCAACCUGAUGGAGGAGCUGGACGUGAGCAAUUAUUUAGUUUUUAAAAAAGAGAACGAGGACGGCCCGGAUGUUAAGGGUGGUCACCCGGAUGCGCUCAUCAUACACGCCACCCGAGUACAGAAGAUUUCCGAUGUAACCGAUGAGUUUCUAGAGGAUGCUUACGGCGAAGCAUUUAUCACGACUUUCCGCACCUUCAUCUCUCCGUUGGAACUAAUCCAGAAGUUAACCCAUCGGUACUCGCUGUUCCACUGUCAGAUGAUCGACGUAAAGCAGAAAGCCGCCAAAGAAUCAUUCUCGCUGUUGGUGCGGGUAGUUAACGACCUAACAAGCCCGGAUCUCUCCCGCCGACUGCUGGAGAUUCUAAUGAACUUCGUCUACCAGUUGGUGUGCGCCGGACAUCUCACCAUGGCCAAAUUGCUGCGGGUAAAGCUGAUCGAGAAGGUCACAUUGUACAAGCAAAAAAUGUACAAGGAAUCGUGCACGCUGGCGCGCGAGGUGAUGACAUCCCCGCCCAGCCUGUUGGAUCUAAAAUCGGCUGAAAUUGCCGAACAAAUGACGCUGCUAGAUGCGGAGUUGUUCCAUAAGAUCGAAAUCCCUGAAGUGCUCAUCUGGGCCCAAGAACAGAACGAGGAACGGUCCCCGAAUCUGACCACCUUCACCGAGCAUUUCAACAAAAUGUCCUAUUGGGCGCGGUCGCAAAUUUUGAGACAGGAAGAUGCCAAAGAUAGAGAAAAACAUGUGAUUAAGUUUAUCAAGAUAAUGAAGCAUUUACGAAAGAUCAACAAUUACAACUCGUACUUGGCGCUACUGUCGGCGCUGGAUUCCGCACCAAUAAGACGACUGGAAUGGCAUCGCACUAUAACUGAGGGUCUUAAGGAGUACUGCGCACUAAUCGAUUCAAGUUCUAGCUUCCGAGCCUACCGUCAGGCAUUAGCUGAAACCAAUCCUCCCUGCAUACCAUAUAUUGGUCUUGUUCUUCAGGAUCUAACUUUUGUGCAUAUCGGCAAUCCGGACUUGCUGCAGGAUGGUUCGAUUAACUUCUCGAAACGAUGGCAACAGUACCACAUCGUUGUAAAUAUGAAACGUUUCAAGAAGGGAUCGUACCAAUUUAAAAAGAACGAGAAGAUAAUCGGUUUCCUUGACAACUUCGAGAACUGCCUAGACGAGGACGCGAUGUGGCAAAUUUCCGAGAGUAUCAAGCCGCGGGGCGGGCGGAAGACUAACGCAACGAGCAAUUAGUAUAAGCUGAACUGUCUGAAAGGCAGUGACGAACAUGAACAAGCGAUGCUGCUGCAGGAGCAGAGAAAAUCCGCUCAAUAGCAGCGGCAGCGAAAGCAACAUUAAUCGCAGCCAGUGGACCACGACCACCUGACGAAAGGGGAGGGGGGCUGCCCAGCGUGAGAGGUAUCGUCAUUACAAUGCCAAAAAUGCUUUUUACAUGUAUAAGCUAGUUGUUUUUAAAUUAUUUUCGUUUACUAUGAACCUUAUUUUUAUUUUGGUUCCCACAUUUUUCGAUACCGAAUGUCCGGACUUCGCCGAAAAUUUCAUUGAUUUUAUUUUAGUGUUUUUUUUUCCUGUUGUUUAGUUCCCUUUUCGCUAGAUUUUUCGAAGCUGUGGUUCCCACUAUGUUUCGAUAGGUAAUAUAGGAAAGCAAUCAGUAUAGAAAGAAAGGGAUUUUUUCUGCAAUUGUAUGAUUAUCUAGUAUCGUAUAAAACCUUUACCAGAAGUAACCCUAAUGCAAAUUGUAAAUAACAGACAAAAAAACGCAAAACCGUUAAGUGUUAUGUGGUAGUCAAAAGCAAAGCAAAAAUUAUCAAACAUUAGUGCUAAAGUAAAUAUAACUAGCGCUGGAAAUCUCCAAACAUAAAUACACUCACACCAACAGCAUUCAAAAUGAAUAAACUCUUAUUUUGAACCACUCAGUUUAGUUUAUUUUCUUUUUAUUCUGUUUUCUAUCAAGAAACUUCCCAGAUUUCAUAGGUUUAUUUCACACAAUUAUAUGUCGGGUUUUAGUUAGACUUUCGUUCCAAGCGUUGUAUAGAGGUCAAUAAAAAAUAAUAAAAUUUACUACCAGGAACGAACAGUCACACAUAAACACACUAACAAAAUAGUCAACGCAAUGCUUUAACGUUAAUCUACUGCUGCAAGUACACAGACUAUUAGAUGUUGAAUGCGAAUUCCAUCAAUAACCAAAAUGUGCAACAAUGAAGAAGCAAAAUAUUUGAAACAACGAAUCAAAUCUAACAUGAUCAACAAGUCAUAACUACCGCAAUUGUCGAUAGGAAGCAUACUUACUAAUAUAUUAUAACAAAUAUUUACAACUGAACCGCAGGCUAAUUCGAGUGUACUUCUGAUCAUACUGCUAGGUGAAAUUACUGUCACAUUAACGUUUUGUCGUAUUGUGUGGAAAAGUAUCUACUGUUGGAUUGUUGGAUGAAGAACCAGAGUUUUGUUUUGCACUCAGCGACUUCGAACACUUAUCUCAUCCUGUUCAUCUAUACGAAUGAGUUUUGAGUAGACAUUCAAAUACACACCCGGAAACACCCGAAUGUUUCUGUUUCUGUUCUGUUUCUUGCGCUUUGGUUGCGUAACGUAACCAGUCGCAGGUGACAGAGAAUUUUGCGUUUUCAGAUGGAUUUCAGAAAGAUCGAUGGAAAAUGAACGCAAAGCUGUGAGAAUAUGCGCAGAAUUUUUCGAGAUGGUAGAUCAACUGCGGAGCAAGAGUGUGCCACAAGGUAGUUGCCGCACAAACUGCUGGACACAUAAUCUGUUUUUAGCUUUUAAAGCAGCGUACGAUACAGUUGAAAGAAAUAAGCUGUUCAUUUGGUCUCGAGUUACGAUACUAGCCAGUCGUCAUAGGCUCGAGUCUCGGGUUGGGAGAGACUGUUAAUGUUAGUACCAAACAGUGGGCUGCGAAGUCUGUGUAUAAAACCAAAAGGUCAAGUUCCGAAUCGAAAUAGAUCCGCAAGGCUUUGCUUUGCUAUCCGAAAUUUUUCGGAAGGUAAUCUUGAGGAUGCUUGCGCUCAACCGAAGCCCUGUAAUUCAUUAUUAAAUUCGAAAGACCUCUGAAAAGGUCCCCUUACAUCACGUGGCACACACCGGAAAAUUCAGUUAGACAUUCUGGUUGAAUUGUGGCAUUUAAUGAGCCCCCAUAAGUCUCUAUUAUGUCGAAUGAACUAAGCAGUUGAAUAAAUUGGCAGACACAUCACAAAGUAGGCGUGUAGAAAAUCGUAUUUUGCUUCGAAAAGCUGAGGCGAGGCUAGUAACUUCUUCGUGUUUUGUUUAUGUAGCCUUCCUUUCUAUUAGAUAAAUAAAUAUCUCAAUUUUUAGUGUUUCAAGUGGUGAAUUGUUCUCGGGAUGCCUGAAUAUGAAAGACAAGGUAUGUAACUUUGUUAAAAACAACUUAAAUGGAUCUAAAGAAUCUAGAGCUGUGUGGAAAUCCGUGGGUUUACGCCUCGAUUAGAAUGAAGGAUGACAGAUUAUGAACAAGGAGAAAAAAUGUCAACUUUUGCGCUCGUUACUCUCAGGUGUGAAUGUGUGAGAAAUGUUAUCCCGAGUAAAAAAGAUGCGAUUCUACUCAAUCCUUGAUUCUGCCGCUGUAGUUUCUUCAUCGUCAACUUUCUAAUGCUUUUUGUACUCAUCACUUCCGAGUUACUGAUUGACCUAAUUAUAUAAAAAAAGAAUUGAACACAUCUUGACUUCCUGUCAAGAAACAUUUGAAGAUUAACCCAGAAUCUUUUUCCUGAAAAGCUUUUUUGGUAUCUUAUUUGGCUUUUAUUCAAUCAAAUCUAAUAAACAGAGCUUGUUUAGCUGUUGUUCAACUGACUAGAUCCGACACCAGGAGAUUUUCUGAGGCGAAAAAACUCUGGGAUCACACCUUCCAUCGUAUGAGGAAAUAAAGCCGUUGGCGCCCCUGGGUUAAUCAACAAGUCGUAAGUUAGAGCCCUGGGUGGAGUCGUCCCCUGGCGUCGGUGAUAUGCACAGAGGCGGAACUAGGCUGACGGAAAAUAGGCGAAAACAAAAAAAAAAACGAUUGUGUCCCUAAGCUCUGCUGAAUCAUACUUGUAUACUCCUAAUUUUCAUAAGUUUGAUAUCGUAUUCGGUAAUAACUCAAAUUUUAAAAGGUUUUCUACGUCACCGUGAGUUUUGUAUCAACCUGUUUUGGGUUCAUCAUUAAUAAUCAGUCAGUUUAUCACACACCUAGCAAAGAAGGAUAGCACAUCAUAGAAAAAGCAAGCAACGAUAAGUGUAGCACAUUUGUAUUACUAGAAUAUUAGGUGAAAUUAAUCGAAUAGACUAUACUCUCUAGAACCUACCAAGCAUUUAUACGCUGGACCAAAACACUUUUACCCAUUUCCCGACGUUCAGCUGUUUGUCGUUGUCUACUACAAGGACAGAGGUAAUGUUUUACUAACUAACCGAAAACACAUAUCAUGUGCUAACAAAUCACAGUCAGAAAUCCCUGCUUCGAAGAAGUGUACGGCAGCAAUUCUUGGAACGGGACUAGAGACGUUUAGAAAAAUGAAGAAAGCGGGUGACGAACAAGACUUUUUGCCAAGUAGCGAACCACUUAGAACAAACAGCUUCUCUUUUACGUUACCAUAAUCAAACUAACGAAAUUUCGCUUUUUAUAUAAAUAUAAAUGUAAAUGUGCUGGAAAAUACUCGGAAGCUAAUAAAAAAAAAAAUCCUCUUCUAGUUGAACGUAAACAAGUUUAGAUAUCUAGAUAGUAUGCUAGGUAUGUCCAAACUUGAACUAAUCGGGUAUUUAGAUUCCAAAAUGGUCAACGCGAAAGCGUUGUACCUGCAAAACAGUGAGAAUUAAUGCAAUUAUCUAUUUAUAUUUGAAAUAAGCGAAUUAAAUCAAAAAAAUGAAGAGAAAAUCUGUCGAAAGACUAGAAGGAAAAGGAUAUUAUACAAGUAUUUGGAAAUAAUGAAGCAUAUUUUUAGUUUUGAACCAAACCCAAUUUAGCGUUAGUGCAUAACUUUUACACGAAUAGAUGUUGCAUAAAAUACAUACUUUUAAAAGUGAGAACAAAACUAAUGAUACGGCAACCAACGGGUGAUGAUGGACUUUGAUAAACGGCUAAAAUAUCUUCAAGUUAUUUAUGUUCGUGCAAUAACUGAACACAGUAUCAUACAACAUAUAAUAUAUCCUAAAGCAUUACUGAGUAAGGCACUCCAAACACAUUGACUAACAGGUGGGUGGCUAUCGGGUAGCUAACAAUAACGUAAAUGCAUUCAACAGUAAUGAUUACAUUUCAGCCACACUUAAAAUAAAGCAAACUUGAUGAAUAAGAAUUGAUGUGAUACAAUUACUUUUACUGUAAUACACGGCAGAAAUAAACUUAGCAGUUACGAAAUCAAGCAA
Molecule: messenger RNA, 9887 nt
Organism: Wyeomyia smithii (pitcher-plant mosquito)
Lineage: Eukaryota; Metazoa; Arthropoda; Insecta; Diptera; Culicidae
Gene: C3G
Product: guanine nucleotide-releasing factor 2
Exons: 18
Coding region: 894-5756 (1620 amino acids)
Biological process (GO): positive regulation of GTPase activity; Ras protein signal transduction
Cellular component (GO): plasma membrane
Molecular function (GO): guanyl-nucleotide exchange factor activity
Source: RefSeq, a predicted model, not a curated record